CUUCUCUGCCCUUAUUCCAUUCUACCCCAAUCACCACCUCAGUCACCAUCACCAUGCUGCUGUGCGUGCCCAACGAGAUUUUAGCUCACAUAUUUUCCAUCAUUGAGUGCGAGGAUGUGGAAGGCGGAUGGGAUACCAAAUCCUCAUACUCGGCACUCUUGUCUCUGAGCCGCGUUUGCAAACGAUUCCGGGUGAUUGCGGAGUUCUAUCUCUACCGAAACAUCUUUCUCCUUGAAGACGACGCUGAUGAGAAAUGGCUGCAGUUUGCAAGAGGCCUGCAACGGGAUCCUAAGCGAGGUCUCACCACCAGGAAGUUCUGCUCCCAGAGAUAUGAUCCCAUAGCGCCUCCAAACUUCCUCCGCUUCCUGACCAAGUAUUUCCUGAGAUUUUCCUUGUCACCUGAUCGUGAUAGAAUCCCCCCAGGUCUCAGGUCUGUCAUACAGCACGAGUUGGAAUCCAGAAUAUACAAACGGCAAUACAGAAGUUUGCGAGUGCUUCUCUUGCUUCUCAUGCCAGAUCUGAGACACCUCGAGCUGACCAUUACCGACCUAAAAUCCACGCCGUUUCUUUUGAAUGGUACAUUCGAAAGUGACGAAGACUACGGUUGUUAUGGUUUUGAGACCAACGAAGAAAGUCCGAGCUAUAAAGGUAUCCCCAACAUCUUCUUUUUCCGGCAUCUCGAGUCGGUAACUCUCAGAUCCUAUGACGACAACCUGGGCUCGCCAAUACGGGGGAGAACAUUCAGUGGCAUUCUAAACCAUCCAUGUGUCAAGGCCCUGAGACUUGACGGCUUUGCAGUGUGGCACUGUACCUGUAUGAGAUUGAAUUGGGGCAAGGCGCCCAGCAACCUGACAAGGCUUGACCUUGACAACUGCAUAUUACAGCCCAUGUCCCUCAAACGCAUUUUGGAGAAGUGCAGAAGCCUUACCCAUCUCAAUAUGGCCCUCACAGGCUCUGGAGACGUGAAAGAUCCCACACACAAUUCUGAGGACUUUGGCAUCGUUCUCAGAGAGCAUGGGCGGAAUUUGGUCGAGCUUUCAAUCACGAAACCAAUGUGGGAUCCUCACAUCGCCGAUCCGUUUAACUUCAUCGGACCUCUCAAGGAACUGACAGUUCUGAAACAUCUAUCCAUUGGCAGGCUCAACUUUGUUGGGCCCAUAGAUGAUGAUACAAAGAAGGACAUAACGAUACACGACGCCCUUCCUCAGUCCUUGGAGACUCUCACCAUUGAAGCAGAGGUGGCGGGUUGUUCGUGUGACUUGUACAGAGUCAGACAGACGGAGGAGCUAGUUUGCAACACGCUCACGUAUGAACAACUCCCGCCGGGCUUAAAACAAAUCCACAUGAAGAUGCCACCGGGGCCGGAGGCGCGAGGUUAUGAAGUGAAUGAAGCUGCUGAACUUGGGGGCUGGCGAAUCGGGAAAAAGGGUCUAUGGGUGCGGAGAAGAGGAGAGGAGGAGUACGGAGUGAUUCAAUUCAUCACCAGUGCGACUCGGGCUGGAUAAGGUAGUUCUAGUACAAAAACCCUCGUAUAUCUCAUUUCAAUUACACAAUCAAUAUGAAACCUUCAAUGAUCCGA
Messenger RNA from Fusarium odoratissimum NRRL 54006, 1579 nucleotides. RefSeq lists its product as uncharacterized. The record is from RefSeq and is a predicted model, not a curated record. The transcript has a single exon. Lineage: Eukaryota; Fungi; Ascomycota; Sordariomycetes; Hypocreales; Nectriaceae. Bases 54 to 1505 code for a protein of 483 amino acids. Gene Ontology annotation, molecular function: protein binding.